Messenger RNA from Stegastes partitus (bicolor damselfish), 1035 nucleotides. It is a transcript of the gene prph2a, whose product is annotated as peripherin 2a (retinal degeneration, slow). The coding region runs from base 1 to 1035 and encodes 344 amino acids. NCBI's taxonomy places the organism in Eukaryota, Metazoa, Chordata, Actinopteri, Pomacentridae. Gene Ontology annotation, biological process: visual perception. Gene Ontology annotation, cellular component: plasma membrane. The record is from RefSeq and is a predicted model, not a curated record. The transcript is spliced from 3 exons.
AUGGCUUUGAUGCUGGUCAAGUUUGAUCUGAAAAAGCGAGUGAAGCUCGCUCAGUCGGUCUGGUUCAUGUACUGGUUUGCGGUACUGGCCGGCGUGCUGGUCUUUAGCAUGGGCCUGUUCUUCAAGAUCGAGCUGCGAAAGCGCUCAGAACUUAUGGACAACAACGAGAGCCACUUCUUGCCCAACCUGCUCAUAUUUAUGGGUCUAAUAGCUUGCGGCAUCAACGCCUUCGGAGGCAAAGUCUGCUACGACUCUCUGGACCCGACCAAGUUUGCGAAGUGGAAGCCCAUGUUGAAGGCCUUCCUGAUGUUCUGCGUGGUGUUCAACGCCCUGCUGUUCGUCACCGCUCUGCUGUGCUUCCUGAUGAGGAUCCCCUUUCAGUUCACCCUGGCCGAGGGCCUGAGGAACGGCAUGAAGUACUACAAGGACACGGACACGCCUGGACGCUGCUACAUGAAGAGGACCCUGGACCUGAUGCAGAUGGAGUUUCGUUGCUGCGGAAACGACAACUACAGAGAUUGGUUUGAGAUCCAGUGGGUUAGCAACCGUUACCUGGACUUCAGCGCAAAGGAAGUCAGAGACCGCAUUGGGAGCAACGUGGACGGCCAGUAUCUGAUGGAUGGAGUCCCGUUCAGCUGCUGUAACCCCAGCUCCCCCAGACCCUGCAUCCAGCUCCAGAUGACCAACAACACUGCCCACUACAGCUACGACCACUACACCGAGGAGCUCAACGUGUGGAAGCGCGGCUGCCGCGAUGCCCUGCUGUCCUACUACGGAGGCAUGAUGAACACCAUCGGAGCCCUGGUGUUACUGGUCAUCAUGCUGGAGAUUGCCGUGACCAUCGGCAUGCAGUACGUCAACAGCUCCCUGUCCACCCUGGCCAACCCCGAGGACCCCGAGAGCGAGAGCGAGGGCUGGAUCCUGGAGAAGACCGUGAAGGAGACGUUCACCGACAUCAUGGACAAAAUGAAGGCCAUGGGCAAAGGGGGCAAGGUGGAGGAGGGGGCCGAGGCAGGGGUGGCGACGGUGAGCUGA